CCCAAAAGUUAGGUUUUUGAAACAGCAACACCAAAAAGCCUACAAGACUCAAUUUCUCCAAUUUCUCAAUCCAACCAAUCCAAAUGGAACAAACGCAACAGUUGCUAUGGAGAUCCGACUCCUCGGACUCGUCGGAAUCUCUCUCGACGUCAAUGAUGUCAGUGACGCUCGGCAGAGCAAUGACCGCUCUGCUAUCUGCCCGCCCCAGAAAGCUCCACGACGCCGUUUCUCGACUCUCCCAUCCGCCCCUCAGCUCAGCCCCUCACGUCUCCGUUUCGGUCUCUCUCGACGACGCCCUCCGCUUCCUGCACAAGUACCUAAACGACGCUGCUCAGAGGAACGAGCCCCUCCAUGAAAUUCUAGUCCCCAUGCUCGAAAAUUCAUUGAGCUGCAAGGAUACGAAGCGCGGCAGGCAAGCUAUGGUACUUUUGAAUUGGCUAUUUCAGGACGAUUUUAUCUUCCAAGCUAUUGUGAAAGGACUGGCGAAAAUUGUUUCGACGAAAGAUGAUCGCUUUAUAGUGCUUGGCUGGUGUACUCUUGUGCGUGCUCUUCUGGACUACGAGACCACAGUGACCCAAUUUCCCAUGAAUGGUAUAAGGGAGCGGUACAGUGAUUUGGUAAAGAUACUCUCUUCGUGUAUUCCGCAUCUCUCGCAUGUUGUACGCAAGGGCAGCACUUUGCAGGAUGGAUUUGAACUGCCAUCUCGCCUUGCUGUGUCUGCUGCUGAUUGUUUUUUAGCUCUCACAGAAGCAUUGACCAAAAAAGCUCAGAUUCCAAGUAACAGACCGAAAUUGUCGGAUUCAAAUGCACCAAAGCGACCUGUUACUUUAGUGUCCAGUGAUAGCGGCAAAAAGAAAUCAAAACCAGCUUCCGAAUCUAUAGUAGCCUCAAACAUGGAAAUGGAGAAUAUCCUAUGGGAUCAUUUAGAGGAACUUAUUCGGCUAGUGCAGAAACUCCUCGCUUGGAGCAGAAAAAGCCGACCAUUACAUGCCAAAGGAUUGGAGCAAGUUCUUAAGUGGUUGCAGGAGAUAAAAGGACAUUAUCGUCACUUGGAAGUUGAGACAGGUUCGAAGGUUGUCAAAACUGGAGCAUUGCUACUGUAUUCUUGUUGGAAGCAUUAUGGCAUGUUAAUGCACUUGGAAGAUCAGAAGUUUUCUCAGCAUUACAAAGAAUUGUUGGACCAAUACUUAGCAGGCAUACAGUUUUAUACAGAUAAUUAUUCAGGAGGGCCCAGUGAGAAUAAGGAUGGUGGUGCAGAGACCAGAAAGUUUUUCCUGAAUUGUCUAUGCCUUCUAUUGGGGCGUCUUGACAGCAAGAAAUUUGAGAGCAUAGUGUCAGAAUAUGGGAUGAGGAUAUCACAGGUUCUUCUACCACAGCUUCAUUCUGCUGAUGAUGAUGUGAUAGAUGGGGUUGUUUGUAUAUUCAAAGCAGUGAUUUUUAAGCCAAAACUAUCUGGAAGUAGUCUCACUGACUCUGGUGAGGUGGAUGCUAUGCUACCAUUGCUGAUUCAUCUUUUAGAUGAACGGGACGGCACAGCUAGAGCUGUUGUUAUGCUGAUAGCUGAAUACUGUUUGAUGAGCAGAGACAACCGUUGCAUUAAAGAAGUUCUAGAACGCCUUGCUUGUGGAAAUGUUCAACAGAGGGGGAAUGCCCUUGAUGUUGUAUCAGAACUCAUUCGCAUGUCGUCAGAUUCAAAUGACAUACUUCCCCAGUUAUCAUGGCAAGAUAUUGCAAACCACUUGAUUGAGCGACUUGAAGAUGAAGAAAUUGCCAUUCGAAAACAAGCAUCUACUUUGCUUACAAUGAUCGACCCUUCAUUAGUUUUGCCUGCUUUAGUUCAUCUAGUUUAUUCAUCGGAUGAAAGAUUGCAAUCAACUGCAAGUGAUGCCUGUGUUGGUGUACUAAAAUAUCAUAGCCAGAAUGCUGAGGUUAUAUGUUUACUGCUCGACUGUCUUAGCAACCUCAGCCAAAACGUAAAUCUUCAGAACACUGCAGGGGAUGUAGUUUCAGGAUCAAAACUGGAGAGUGAACGAGUGCUUAGGCUGAUCCCAGAGUGGUCUAAAAGUGUUCAAAGCUGGGACCUCUUGAUUGGUCCAUUGAUUGAGAAGAUGUUUGCAGAGCCAUCAAAUGCAACAAUGGUGAAGUUUUUGAGUUUUAUAAGUGAGCACUUGGCAGAAGCUGCUGAUGCCGUUCUCUCUUGUGUUCUAUUGCAUGCUAAACAACGGAAAGAGUUUGAUGGAAACAGCUUUUCUGGACGGGAGUGCCAGACCUACAAAAGUGAUGACUCUGAAAACAUGCAGCAGACCCUUUUUGAACACCUUUGCCCGCUACUCAUAAUUAGGAUGCUUCCACUGAGGGUAUUUAAUGACCUUAAUUCACCUAUCAUUUAUGGACAACUUUUCAAUCAAGGCAAUUUUCACGACUGUGGAGAUAUCAAUACUAUCAAUCAGGAUUGUGUGACUGCUCUUCUUCUGAAAAGGACAUUUUGUGAGUUUGAAUUCAAUGAUGUACGGAAACUUGCGGCUGAGCUCUGUGGGCGUAUUCAUCCCGAAGUGCUAAUUCCAAUUGUCAGCUCCCAGCUAGAAAUUGCUGCAAGUUCUCGGGAUAUACUAAAGAUUAAGGCAUGCUUAUUUUCAGUUUGCACUUCACUUGUGGUCAGAGGCAGGGAUUCACUUUCUCAUCCUGUUAUGCUCAAAAUCAGACAGACAUUGGAGACAAUGCUAUUAUGGUCUUCUGGUGAUGGGGAUGAAGUUUCCAAAGCACAGCAUGGUUGCAUUGAUUGCCUCGCACUUAUGAUAUGUGCUGAACUGCAAGAUCCAGAUUCAUUUAGCAUUGUUGGGAAGAAAGGAGAUGCUGCAUCAAGAGACUCUGCCCUCACCUAUGUAAUCAAUAAACUUAUACAAGAUAGCAACCAACCUGCCUUAUCAUCUGACCAUGAUGAUGUGAAAUGCACAAGUGAGGGGCCAGCUCCACUCUCGUUCUAUAUGUGCAUGGCAAAUGUUCUCAUUAGUGCUUGCCAAAAGAUACUGGACUCUGGAAGAAAACCUUUUGCUCGAAAAACUAUUCCAUGUCUCAUCCAUUCUGUUAAGGUGAUGACGAACCCGGAGAUCCGAGCUGCAUGCGUUGAGGUUCUCUUUUCAUCGGUGUACCAUUUGAAAUCUGCAAUUCUUCCUUACUCAACUGAUCUUCUUGAAGUCUCAUUAAAAGCACUUAGAAAAGGGUCGGAGAAGGAAAAGAUGGCAGGUGCAAAGCUAAUGGGGUCUCUAAUGGCCAGUGAUGAUGCAAUCGUAGAGAGUAUAUCAGCAAGAUUAAUAGAAGCAAGAUCGAUACUGUCGAGUAUAGCUUUGACAGAUGCUUUGGCCGAGCUACGGCAAGUCUGCGGAAAGUUGCUAGCUUGCCUAACUCCAUGAAGAUUGUGUCUGCUUCAUCUUCCAGUUUGGGUUGCCGUACCCUGUAUAUGGCUGUACAGUUGGCUUUGUUGUUUUUGAAUUCAAGGUAUCGCAAAUGGUACUUAUAGGAUUGGAAAAUAUGUUGCAAUUUGAAAUAUUGUAUUUCAUCGAAA
This is a messenger RNA of Pyrus x bretschneideri (Chinese white pear), 3562 nucleotides long. RefSeq lists its product as uncharacterized. The coding region runs from base 84 to 3410 and encodes 1108 amino acids. NCBI's taxonomy places the organism in Eukaryota, Viridiplantae, Streptophyta, Magnoliopsida, Rosales, Rosaceae. The record is from RefSeq and is a predicted model, not a curated record. The transcript has 23 exons.